AUCCUUGAAAUUCCGGUGUCUAGCACACGUUCGCGCUAGUUCACAUAAACCAGUGGUUUCUCAAGUUCAAACUAUAAGUAGCCGAUUUACACAACCGGUGAGAGACGCCGGAAAAGUUGCUAAUUCGGGUCCUUCCACCUGCAGCAUUGAACCGUUGAAUCACAUCAUUGACAUCCAGUUCCAUUUGUAAUGCUCCAAAGCGUUUAGCGUCGCCUUCUUUUGCAUACUCGCUCUUUACAUCUCCAACCACGACCAGCAUGCGUCGCAUGUCCUCUGUAUUCUUUUCGAGACGUGCCGACAAGCCAAAUGCACCGUCGUCCAACGACACCGACUCUCUCCCUCAAGAAGAAGCUACGAAACGGAAGACUAGAAUGUUCACCUCGCUUUCCCGAAAAGCGGCUCCCGCACAAUUCCUCGCUAGCGGUUCCUCAUCCUCAACAUCCUCCGGCUCUGCAGAGCUGCGUACUCCUGACGACGAAGAGUCACCCCGCAUAGUCAUACCAAGUCAGAAAGGUAGCUGGAAAUCAUGGUUAGGGGUGAAAAACCUGGACAAAGGUGAAGGAGAUACGAAAGCAGCUUCUUGGCUGCCGCCUUUCCCGACAGCAGGCAUCGCAUUACGUCCUCCACCAAAACCGACAUCGAAUGAGACGGAUAAUGCGUCAUCCGAAUCUGAAUCUGAAGCAGAUCAUCCUCAGGAUUCUCCCAUCCAGAAAUUUGCACAAUCUAUUACCCAGGCACGAAAUAGUAUGAGAGUAAUUAUUCUCAACAGUUCCCUCGACUGUGAUCGUCCUUCUUGCCCUCCUCUUUUGGAUAUUCCCCACAACACACCGUUUCCUCGUUCCUGUCUGCGUGUGGGGCAUGUUCGUCGCAGAGACAACCUGGAAUCCAAGAUGCACAGGGCAGUGCUCUUGAGAAAGUUAGAGUCCCUUUCCCCCUCAGAAGAACGCAGUCUAGCACCCCUUGGUAGUCGGCCCGUGACCUUGAAAGAAGCAUCGGCACACAAUCCCGAUAUCGAUACUUGGCCGAAGGCACAAUCUUUAAGGCGAAACAGCGAAGGUCUCGGCAAUUGGGUAGCUCGCCCUUGUUUCGAAGACCGAGUUUCCGUGUGGACUCGCCAGGAACCCUUCGGUGAAAUAGUCUCCUCCGGUAUCUCUGGGUCGCAGCUUGGUGUUGCAGCUCUCGAAUUCUCAGAACCGUUACAAAUACUGGCAGGCUUGCUGUCUGACAUUGAUGAUGACUUCGAACCAUCUGCAGAGCCUCAGCCUGAGCCGUUUCUACCUCCCUCUGGGGCCGCAGUCGCAUCGCCAUCGACGGAAAAACUCAGCCCCUCCGUUGCCGUCGCAGACUUUGAAUUCUCGCCCCUUACGCUUGCAGUUGACUCACCGGACGAAACUAAACGGGAUACUAGUAAUCUCACAAUAGCAGAGCCGACCUCUAGACCCGUUAUCAAACGAGGUGUGAGGUUCGCAGAAGAUGGCAAGGACGAUCAAAUUCCAUUGGGUUAUGUCUUACGUAUCAAGAAAAGGCGCGAAGAGAAAGCGAAGUUUCUUCGCGAAGAGCGUGAGAAACGAGAAUUGGACGCGGGACGGCGUGCACGGGAAGACAGGCGUGCGCGAGAGGAGGAGCACCGUUUGCGGGAGGAAGAACGCCGUUUGCGGGAAACACAAGUGAGAGAGCAGGAAGAGGAGCGCAAGGCUCAUGAACUUCACAAGAAGAAAUUAGAGGAAGAAAGACGACAACAAAAUUACGCCUCGGAGUUGCAGGCUUCGCGGGCCCGCCGAGAUGCCUCUAGAACUGGUCAUAUUUCUUCCUCAUCAUCCCUGGUUCGGGACAUGGAACGUGACAGAUCUGUAUCCCGUGGCGCUCGCCCGUCUGGCUUACCAUCAACCCACCAACGGACAGCAGAUCUUAGGGUCUCCUCUGCAAGUCUCUCACCUUACGAUCGUUCUCCUGCCAGUUCGAUGCCUGCUACCCCGGGGAGCCAGCAUAGCUUCUCAAGGCCUCCAUCCGUCUACUCAGUUCACACCACAUCCUCAGAAGAUGCACGAGGUCGGGAUGGGCGGUCCAUUAGCAAACGCACCUCUGUUGCAUUUGAUCCGUCAAAGCAAUCUUCGUUACCGUUAUUGAAUCCUCGCGCGUCACUUCUACCAUACAACCCUUGGGGCAACAUGCCAGUUUCGCCUUUUCCCGUUCCACUUCCCGCCACUCCCAUGAUGGCCAUCCCAUACUAUUCCUUAAAUCCUUUACUUCCCCCUUCUCCUCCUUUCAUGAUGAACCAGUUUGGCAUGGCGAACCAGUUCGGAAUGCAACCGUACCCUUCCCAUGGUCAAGUUCCUUCGUCUCCACGACCAAACAGCUUUCCAACCCCUAGCUCAGAAAGCGUCCACCAUAAAUCUCGCGCUGCUUCUCAUUCUCCCGGGCACUUUCCUAACCAUCAGCGGCGUGCCAGCGAUGAAACACGCGGACACCUGAGUAGCAGUCAUACCACAGCUGAUCGGAAGUACGGCAGCCAAACAGACCUGAGGGACAAAAGGUCUUCCCAAGCCGCAUACUCUUCCCACAGCAGUGGCCUUCAUCGUUCCCGUCAGCCACCUACAUUAGUGCACGCCCACACCGCACCUGGAAGGCCAGUUUCGGCAUCCCAAACUCGCUCGACGCCAAGUCGGCAUCAAAGUGCAUAUCCAUAGUACGUGCAGGACAUUUAAUCAUGGACUGUUAAUACCGCAUCAGGACCCUAUCUUUGGUGUCACGCUCAUUUACAUAAAUGCAUGAAUACUCAUCUUACACAUCGGAAAUCAUCACAGCACAGUUCUAUUCUUUAGGUUCAAUCGUACUCUCAUGCCCAGCAUACGAGCGCAGCGUAUCAUUAUUAAUCUUCUGGCAUUCAUUCUACUUCUACGUAGUACUUCGAGCAUAUGUUCCCGAUAUGCUCUUGGCCGUGCCCAACUUCAUGCUUUCAUUUCAUCUAAUUUUCAUGUACAAUAUACAUCGUUCUC
Messenger RNA from Suillus bovinus, 2996 nucleotides. RefSeq lists its product as uncharacterized. Lineage: Eukaryota; Fungi; Basidiomycota; Agaricomycetes; Boletales; Suillaceae. The record is from RefSeq and is a predicted model, not a curated record. The transcript is spliced from 2 exons. Bases 258 to 2687 code for a protein of 809 amino acids.